This is a messenger RNA of Strongylocentrotus purpuratus (purple sea urchin), 4373 nucleotides long. RefSeq lists its product as uncharacterized. Lineage: Eukaryota; Metazoa; Echinodermata; Echinoidea; Camarodonta; Strongylocentrotidae. The record is from RefSeq and is a predicted model, not a curated record. The transcript is spliced from 9 exons. Gene Ontology annotation, molecular function: nucleic acid binding; zinc ion binding. The coding region runs from base 306 to 3182 and encodes 958 amino acids.
UCAUGAAUAUUUAUAAGGAACAGCUUGAUCUUUGCUAUUGGAUCACGUCACGCGGUCGAAGUUUCGGUCGUAGAUUUUAACUUUUCUUCAAAAUAUUAGCCUAAAUAAAGCCAAAUUUCAUGGAACAUCAUGAGUUAUGGACCAGAUUGCGGCUAAUUGCUGAAUGACAUGCCGUCAUAUAUCGACUAGCUAGGUAGGAAGGCCAGUGUCUGAAGCACCGCUCACUCUUCACAUCAGUCUUCAGUCCCAUAUGCUACAUUCUGUGUUCGUAGGUUUUAACAUCUUGAAGUCCAUUUCCUGGUAAGAUGUAUAGUGGAGAUGACUGUGAAGAAACGGGGGAGGAUGUGGAGUUGGAGCGUUAUGGAUUGACAGAAGGACAGAACUCGGGAUCAGGAGAGUCAGACACAGAGGAUGCCCUCUAUAGACAGGUUCAUUACAACAUCGGCAAUGACAACAAUAUUCAAAGCACCGCGCAAGGGGACUCAGAGUCAAAUAUUGGAAUAGAGAAAAGCCCACCAGCUGUAAAUCCCGGAAAUGGCGACAAUGGUGAGACUAGUUUGGACACUGCUGACUUUCUGGUUGCUUCCGAUAACGAUGACGACGAUGAUGAUUUGGAGAAUAAUUGGAGAAGAGUAGGAAAUGAUAGUAAGUACAACGUGAGCUUCAGAACUAAGACCAAACAUGGUAUUGCAGACAUACAAAGUAGCCGGAAGAAGAAAGCUGUUUUCAUCGUGAAGGAUGAUUCAGGAUCUGAUGUAAUUUUCUUAGAUGUGAAAACCAAAGCCCAAGAGAUAAAAUGUGAAGAAAAGGUGAAACAGGAAGAGGGGAACCCUAGGAAGAGAUCGUGGAGGAAAACAUCCGAUGAUGAUGAGGAUAGGACAAAGGUCACCAAGAUAGAUCGGACUAGAUUUUCCUCUGCACGUCAGGCUACAGAACCUUCAGCCACCUCGUCCAGAACUUCCAAGGUGGUGGUCAUUGCUGAUGACUCUUCGUCAAGCUCUGUUGUGGUGUUGGACUCGUCGGAGAGAAGCGAAGAAGACGUUGCGAAACCCAAACAGCGUCCUCUAAAGGAUGGCGGUGAGUUCUUCCUGGAUAGCAAAGGUAUGGCCUUAGAGGAUGUCCACAGGGAAAAGGACAGCGCUGAGCUGGGGUGGAAGGCGGAGCGGAUGAAGACCAAAGCGAUGUUAAAGGAAGGCGUCGAGAUCAUCGACCUCAGCAGUGGGGAGGAGGACUGCAUGGUCAUUGGGUCGUGCAGUGAAGAGGAAGGUUUGCACGUCCACUUUGAAGGAAAGGGAGAUCAGACUUUACCUGAUAAAAAGGAUACUUCUAGGAUAAGCAAGUGGAAAGGCAGAGAGAAUGUAGCACCGGGCCGUUACUUUGUGCAGUCGAGACAGAAGCACAUCAGGUGUCAUAACUGCAAUGAGAUGGGGCACCUUAAAUCAGAAUGUCCAAAGCCUCUUCAUAUUCCCGCAUGUGUACUGUGUGGGACAAGAGGUCACACUGACCGAAACUGCCCUGAUCAGCUCUGCUUCAACUGCUCCAUGCCCGGUCAUCAGUCCAGAGCUUGCCCGGUCAAGCGACACAUCCGCUAUGCCAGGUGUACCCGAUGCCAGAUGCAGGGACAUCUGCGGAAGAUGUGCCCAGACAUUUGGAGACAGUAUCAUUUAACAACGGAGCAUGGCCCCAUAGUUAGACCCUCCAGCCAACACCAUAGAACCAAGCAGAAAGACCUGUACUGUAGUAACUGCAGCAAGAAAGGCCACAGAUAUUUUGACUGCCGCUCCGGGAGGUUUGACGAGUUUGUUGUGUUUACGUACGACAAGGUGUGCCUGUAUGACAGGAAGCACAUCGGGAAGAUGGUGUACCCAGCCGAGAACAAGAAUGCAGAAUACCUUAAACUCUGUAGAGAACGCGAAGGUGGUGCACCAACGAGUAACACAAAGAAAAAUUCAGCAAGUAUCACCGAGAAGGAUUCAACGACAGUCACACAAGAACCUACAAUUAAUAUCACAAAGAGAGUUUCAUCAGGCCUCGCAGGGAUUUCAACAACAAGUAUCAGAAAGGAAAAUUCUCAGCCUCACUCAAAUAAAAGAAAGCUCUCACAGGAAAGAGAAAAAGAGGAAGAACCCAUUCAAGAAAAGGAGGUAGAGUUCAAGUUCAAGUUCAUCGAGAAAGAUCAGACUAGCAAGAAAAAGGUUCUGAACCCUGUCCAUACGUUUGUCAGGUCAGGUCUAUUCGGCGGGAGGAAGGGUAGAUGUUGGGCAAAGCAAGAUGAAGAUGCCAUAUUCCCGAGUGAAAGGAACAUGGAAGAGAUUGUGUGGGCGCCUGAAGAAAAACCAACAAAGGCAGAGAAGAAGGCAGAGAAGAAGGCACAGAGGAAAGCACUGAAUCGGCAAAAGAAACAAGAGGCAAAAAGCAAGAGAUUGGAGAAGCCGGAGAAUGCGGCACAGGAUCUUGCCGAUGCAAAGCUGAUCAAGCAUUCAGCAGUCGUAGCUAUGAAUGCGGUGAAGAGAGAAAUCAGAGCAGCACUAAUGAAAAAGAAAGAGAAAGCCGCACCUAUUCCUAAGGAAGUGACUGCUUUAAUGUCAAAGGAACAGAAGAAUGCGAUAAAGAAGAAAAGGAGAUCUAAAGAAAAACAGGAGGUUCAGUUGGCGUUGAAAGAAAGAAAGGAAGCCGAUGUAGGAGUAAGGAAGGUAGCUAGGGUGUUUAAAGAAGCGCAGAAGCUUUGCCGAGAGGCGAAGAAGAGGAAAAGAGAAGUAGACCAGGCCAGGAGAGCUCAGUAUGUACCUCGAGACAGGCAAUAUCCUGUGCAUCAAGAGCCGGGGUAUGCCACGUCACAAAGAGGAUUCAACCUAAAUAACCGCUUGUUGGAAGGCACUCAUCACACUCAUCAUCAGAAUAAUCGAUGGACGCCGCACCAAGCUGAUCCGUGGGACCAACCCUUUCCUCGAAGCAAUGCCACAUACGAUUUAACUAAUCGACUGUUCUGCAACUCUCUUGAUAGACCAUACAGUCCUACCUUUAUGGAGCAACCACACAGUAACAGUCCUGGCUUUGUUGAUGGCCCAAACAAUCAUAGCUUUACAGAAAGUCUGCACAGCGGCAGUCAGAGCUUUAGUGGUCCAAAGGGGAAGAGGAAACGGAACAGAAGGAAACGUAAGAACAAGCAAAUGGGAUCAUGAAACAAGCAACACAAAGCUAAAACAUUGAAGAAUGUUGAGUGAAAAUGGGAGGAAUUUGGAAUCUUCGUCAUGAAUCCUAUAUUUUAUUUUUUACCGAAAGUGCCUUUUGAAUCCUGUUUCUACCUUCUCCCGACAUUUUAUUCCUGCAUUUUAAUCUCAAUAUAAUUUCCCUGCGUUGUAUCUCGAUGAUAGAGGAGUUAAUGAUUUCAGGAGAAAAACAGCGGCAACAAACUAUUUUCAAAUGUUUCUGGUUAUAUUUUGAUAGUAAUAGCUAAAAAAAAAGGAGCAAAAAUGAGAAAAGAUAACAAAAAAGAAUAGAUACUUCUUUUUGUAUCAUGUUAUGAAAGAUUGUUACCUUCAAAGUCAAUGAGAACAAUCUUUGGUAGAAUUAUAAAGAUAAUUCAAUGUUAAUGUUCCAUAAAGAAAACCAGUUUUAACUUUUCAUAAUGUUCAAAACUUUUUUUUCUUUCUAUAAUUCUAGAAAAGUGAAAUGAUUAGAUGAUAAUUUGCAACUCAGUUCUUUAAUAGAUUAAGCCUCACGAAUUUGACCAUCACACAAACUGUUGCAGAAGCAACUCUAAACCCAACCCCAUAUAUUGGAAUGAGUAUAAGUUAAUGUCCGUGAAGCAAAUGUCAGGACAUUGGGUAGGUCAAACUUGUAAGAAGCAACAACCUGUUUUACCUGAACUGUUUAAUUUCUCUUUUUAAGUUAAUUAGUUCCAUCAACAAGUAAUGUUUGAACCAGAACAAUAUUGCAUUUUUUUUGUAAAAACAAUUUGAAUGCCAAUUCCAGUUUAAUUUUCAUCUUUUGCAGGAAUUCAAUUUUUUUUUUCUUUCUCCAGUGUGUUUACAACACCAACGUUUUCAACUUUUUAAUUACAUACAUUUUGCUCAAUGCUGGAUGCAUUUGAUAUGGAUAUUUUCUACUGAUUAUUUGUAUUAAAUUUUAAUUUCAAGAAUCAUUAAAGGUCCAGCUCUCUAUCAAACUAGGAGGUGUUAUAAGUACAAAUCAUUAUUUAAUUUUUACCCCUUGGAAUACUUUAUUUCAUUGUUAUGUAUUACAAGGACCCCUAGCGUUACAUUGUAAAAGAUUUGAGAUAUGAAUGAGAAAAAAACUUAUGUUAAGUUCACCCUUGUAUGGUGAAAUUCAUACUCACAAGUUCUGAAUAAAAUUAAUUAUGCAGCAUAAGA